This is a messenger RNA of Mandrillus leucophaeus (drill), 4091 nucleotides long. RefSeq names its product nucleoporin 88kDa (gene NUP88). The transcript is spliced from 17 exons. Gene Ontology annotation, molecular function: structural constituent of nuclear pore. The record is from RefSeq and is a predicted model, not a curated record. The coding region runs from base 502 to 2727 and encodes 741 amino acids. Gene Ontology annotation, cellular component: nuclear pore. NCBI's taxonomy places the organism in Eukaryota, Metazoa, Chordata, Mammalia, Primates, Cercopithecidae. Gene Ontology annotation, biological process: protein import into nucleus; mRNA export from nucleus; ribosomal large subunit export from nucleus.
CUCUGGGAGUUGUAGUUUCCGCCUGCAGACUGCGCUUGGAUCGCAGGGUAUUCUGGGAAGUGUUGUAUUACCGGCCGGCCCCACGUGGAAACAGAUUUAGGCAUCCAAGCGAAAUGUGUGAGGCCAGCCCAACCUGCAUUGAGGGAGGUAAGUCUUGAGGGAAAGUUCUGGAUGCCUGGGUUUACCCAGAUGGAGGUGUCCAAUAGGCAAUUAGAUACACAAGUCUGUCUCUCCCCAGGUGCUAGACUUCCAGUAGCAUCACCAUUCCGCUGAUUUCUCGUCCCGCCCCCUUGGGCUUCAGAAAUAAUGGUGAUUGGGUGUCCCUUGGCGACGCCCCUGUCCGGUGGGCUGGCCUCGCCCUCGCCCCUCCCCUGGCACGAGCCUCUCGAGCUUCCGGGUCGCCUGCUCGAUGAUUGGCCGAAGCAGUGAGUGGACGGCCGCGGAUUGGCUGCGCUCAGCGGCGGGCUGAGCAACUGGAGUGAGAAGAGCAGUUGGGCCAAGAUGGCGGCCGCUGAAGGACUAGUGGGCGACGGCGAGCUGUGGCAGACCUGGCUUCCUAACCACGUCGUGUUCCUGCGGCUCCGGGAGGGACUGAAAAACCAGAGUCCAGCCGAAGCUGAGAAACCAGCUUCUUCGUCGUUGCCUUCGUCGCCGCCGCCGCAGUUGCUGACGAGAAACGUGGUCUUUGGCCUCGGCGGAGAGCUCUUCCUGUGGGACGCAGAAGACAGUUCCUUCUUAGUCGUUCGCCUUCGGGGCCCCGGCGGCGGCGAUGAAGAGCCCGCCCUGUCCCGGUACCAGAGAUUGCUUUGCAUAAAUCCACCCCUGUUUGAAAUCUAUCAAGUCUUGUUAAGUCCAACACAACAUCAUGUAGCACUUAUAGGAAUAAAAGGACUUAUGGUAUUAGAAUUACCUAAGAGAUGGGGGAAGAAUUCUGAAUUUGAAGGUGGAAAAUCAACAGUAAAUUGUAGUACCACUCCAGUUGCUGAGAGAUUUUUCACCAGUUCUACCUCUCUGACUCUAAAGCAUGCUGCAUGGUAUCCAAGUGAAAUACUGGAUCCCCACAUAGUGCUGUUAACAUCAGACAACGUAAUAAGAAUUUACUCGCUACGUGAGCCCCAGACACCCACUAAGGUGAUUAUACUUUCAGAAGCCGAAGAGGAAAGCCUAGUACUCAAUAAAGGAAGGGCAUAUACUGCAUCUCUAGGAGAGACAGCAGUGGCAUUUGACUUUGGGCCAUUGGCAGCAGUCCCAAAGACUCUAUUUGGACAAAAAGGCAAAGACGAAGUAGUGGCAUACCCACUGUACAUCUUAUAUGAGAAUGGAGAGACUUUCCUGACAUACAUCAGUCUGUUACACAGCCCUGGAAAUAUUGGAAAGCUGUUGGGUCCGUUGCCCAUGCAUCCCGCGGCUGAAGAUAACUAUGGUUAUGAUGCUUGUGCUAUCCUCUGCUUACCCUGUGUCCCCAACAUCUUAGUGAUCGCCACUGAAUCAGGAAUGCUGUAUCACUGUGUCGUGCUAGAAGGGGAAGAAGAAGAUGACCAAGCAUCAGAAAAGUCCUGGGAUUCCAGGAUUGACCUCAUUCCUUCUCUGUAUGUGUUUGAAUGUGUUGAGUUGGAGCUUGCUUUGAAACUGGCAUCUGGAGAGGAUGACCCUUUUGAUUCUGACUUUUCUUGUCCAAUCAAACUUCAUAGAGAUCCCAAGUGUCCUUCAAGAUAUCACUGUACUCAUGAAGCUGGUGUACAUAGUGUUGGGCUAACUUGGAUUCAUAAACUUCACAAAUUUCUUGGAUCAGAUGAAGAAGAUAAGGAUAGUUUACAGGAACUCUCUACAGAACAGAAAUGCUUUGUUGAACACAUCCUUUGUACGAAGCCAUUGCCCUGCAGGCAUCCGGCUCCAAUUCGAGGAUUUUGGAUUGUCCCUGACAUUCUGGGCCCCACGAUGCUCUGCGUCACCAGUACCUAUGAAUGCCUCAUCAGGCCUUUACUAAGUACAGUCCAUCCAGCGUCUCCUCCCCUUCUUUGUACUCGAGAAGAUGUUGAAGUGGCAGAGUCUCCCCUCCGUGUUCUGGCUGAAACCCCAGAUUCCUUUGAAAAGCAUAUUAGAAGCAUUUUGCAACGUAGUGUUGCCAAUCCAGCAUUUUUGAAAGCUUCUGAAAAGGACCUAGCCCCUCCUCCUGAAGAAUGCCUUCAGCUCCUCAGCAGAGCCACCCAGGUGUUCAGAGAGCAGUACAUUCUCAAACAGGACUUGGCCAAGGAGGAGAUUCAGCGGAGGGUCAAAUUAUUAUGUGACCAAAAAAAGAAACAACUAGAAGAUCUCAAUUAUUGUCGAGAGGAGAGGAAAAGUCUGCGGGAAAUGGCUGAGCGUUUAGCUGACAAAUAUGAGGAAGCUAAAGAAAAACAAGAGGAUAUCAUGAACAGGAUGAAAAAAGUACUUCACAGUUUUCACUCUGAGCUCCCAGUUCUCUCUGAUAGUGAGCGAGACAUGAAGAAAGAAUUACAGCUGAUACCUGAUCAACUUCGACAUUUGGGCAAUGCCAUCAAACAGGUUACUAUGAAAAAGGACUAUCAGCAGCGAAAGAUGGAGAAGGUGUUGAGUCUUCAAAAACCCACCAUUACUCUCAGUGCCUACCAGCGGAAGUGCAUUCAGUCCAUCCUGAAGGAGGAGGGUGAACACAUAAGGGAAAUGGUGAAGCAAAUCAAUGAUAUCCGCAAUCAUGUAAACUUCUGACACCACCAGGAGCUGACUCACACCUGAAGUGAACACCACUGAAGGCUUAAACCCAUAUUGUAAAACAGGUAGCAUUAUCUAAUUUAUAAAAAGGCAUUUUGGAUGACCUUUGGUGUGGUUGUUCAUCUUUUUAAAUAUUUUGCUUUAUAAUUAUUGAAUAAAUGUUUUUAUUUAAAAUUUGGAUUGUGCUUUAUAACUCAAGCCUACAGUUGUGUUCAGCAAGGAGUCAGGGUUAUUUCACACUGCACACGGCCAGAACCUCCCUGAGCCUGUUGAGUGUUCUCCGUAUCUGAGCAAGGUAUUCCUGUGAGCUGUGUUUUAAAGUAGCGCACCAGAAACAUGACUCUGAGAGGGACAGAACCUAGGAUUCAAAGGAAAAGACCACACAGUGUACUCGGCAGCAGCUUUUUUAAUGUGAACACUUUCUUCUUAAGGACACACCUUCAGUACAGUUAACAAAUGGUUACACCUGAAAUCUGCUGAGAGCAGAGCUCAAGAUCCACAAUUGCAAAGGCCACUGCUGGCUCACUUCCUCACAGGCUGUAUUACCUUCCAGAGCUGAGUGAGGCUGUGCUCUACCUCCUAACACUUGUUACUGAGUGGACAUGAGGUGCAGGUUUAGCACCUUAAAGGGAGAGAAAAAGAAAUAGGUUAGUAUGCAGAAUGUGAUUUUGUCCUCACUUCGCCUUAACUCAUCUUUUUAUACUUGCCAAUGUGAGUUCUGAAAGGUAGUACUAUACCUGCUUAGAAAUGGCUGAGUGACUGCCAAUUAAAAGCCACAUGAUAAGGUAGGUUACAGGUAAGAGGUAAAUCAGGUUAGACAUGCAUGAGAACAUGUGUGCACAGACUGAAUAUAAGCACAGGAACACUCAAGAAACCCAACUGAUCUUUUCUUUCACCUUCUAAAUCAGUUCCCAUUUACGCUGAAAACCCAGUGGAAAGAAUUGUUUCCCACCUGGACAGUGACACAGUAGUUUGUUGCAUACCAGAAGCACAUUGUUAAACAAAACUUAGAGUCUCAGUUUGGGUUUUUCUACAGUAUUUUUCUCAAUGAAGUGAAUUCCAGCAGUUUGCAUUUGUCACAGUAGAGACCACUAACCAUUCCCUAAUUGUGAUGAUUUUAUUACCCAGUACUGUCUUCUGGAGAAAAAUAUCUGUAAGGUGCUCAGUCUCAGCAGAACACUUCACUGCAAGCUCUAGUUCAGUCAGUUCAGAAAGGCUGUGAACUGCCCACCCUGAUUUGCAGCACUAAUUUUAAUAAUCUGAAGACAAAUUCGCUUGGGGCUUAUCCAAGGGACUAGUCUUAAACCUACGUAAUUUAAAUUGAUUGCAUUUUAUAAUUAAUAAAAUCCCCUGUAACUCAA